GUGGUCACGCUGUCACCAACUAUCCAGAAAAGAUCCAAAGUGAAACAAUUGACUGGUAUAAGUACCGCAGCGAUUGGUGUGUAACGACGUUGUAAAAAACAUCUGACUGAGGCAGCUCGUCGUGUUGAUAUUCGAAAUUGGCGCCUAACUAAGAAAGAAGUCUAGGUAGGCCCUAGCCGCCUGGCCUACACGAGGAUUAGGGCCUAGAAUAGGCCCCUAGAUCUACCCUAGUAAAGUAGUGUUAUGGUUACAUCUCAUGAAUCCAUCGCAGGCCUUGUAGAUGAAAAAACAUUGAAUACACAAAUUGAACAGUUUUGAUGGAUUUGUGGAGAUUCCAUAUACAGUAAAUUACCAGUGAAAUGUAUUUAUUAGACAUGGAUUUUUGUUAAUAGUUGUGUUUGACGGUUGGAGAAGUGGAAAAUUGAAAUUCAUAUUAAGUAGCAUGAUGAGGUUUACCUGGAUUUUUGCUACAUUGUUUUUGGUUCUGUUCUGCAAAGAAGGAUGUGGAUUUGGUAUUGAUUCUCGGGUUGAGAUUGAUCUAAUAGAGUCUGUACUUUUCAACUUGGGAGAUGUCAUUCAAGUCCCAGGAACCAACAGCAAGGAACCUGCUCUUCUUUUUGAAGAAAAUGACAAGACUAGACGACUGAAUGUUAGCUCUGCGGACCUAGAGAAAGCCCAACGACUUCUUCUAAAUGCUAAGGAAUAUACACUCAUGGGAAGCUUCAAGCAGACAUCAAAGAGUCAGGGAACUCUUAUUGCAAUUUCAGCUGGAAGUAGGAAAUUUAUGGAAUUACUGAUAAGCUCCAAGAGGAAUGAAGUACGCUUUUUCUACACGCACCAAAAUAAAAUAUAUAGCGAAGAAUUCGAGCAGGAGUUCCCAAUUAACGAAUGGCACAAGGUUGCACUUAGCGUCAGUGGAUCACACAUCACUCUCUAUGUUGAUUGUGAGAAGGUGGCUGAAAGACGCAUUCUUGUUCCAGAUACGGAUAUACGUAAUGAAGACCUCAACAUCUGGCUGGGUCAAAGGGGACCAUCUAAGCUUCAUUUUACUGGCAUCGUACAGCAAAUUAAAAUUGUGGUUGCGAAUCAUGGAUUCUUGCACCAGUGUCCAGAGCUCGAUCGCAACUGUCCAACCUGCGGUGAAUACCUGUCGAUGGUUGGCAUGGUAACAGACUUGGAAGAAGUCGUUCAAAAGCUACAGCAUCAAUUAAACGUAGCCGAGGGUCGAUUGUCCGCCCUUGAGAUGUGCGGCUGUGUACAAAGCUGUACAGUGAAUGAUGUGACGUAUCAACAUGGGAAUACUUGGAUAGAUCGUUGCGAUAAUUGUACUUGCUCGGAGGGGAAAGUCUUCUGUGGCCCAAUGUCUUGUCCGGAGCCUAAAUGUAAGAAUCCAGUCGUAGAAGAUGGAGAAUGUUGUCCAGUGUGUAAAGACCACUGUAUAUAUGGCGAAAGCAAAUAUGAUCACUUGGAAAGAAUGGCUCGGAAGGGAUCAAGAUGUCUGGAAAUGGAGUGUUUGGAUGGUAGUAUGAGUGUUGCUCAGACUAAGACAGCAUGUCCGCAAGUAUCAUGUGAGCCAGAGGACUCUAUCAGUAGACCAUCAGACUGUUGUACAUAUUGCCAAGGUCAUGAUUACUGUGCAACAGCCAACUGCCCAAGUGACAAGGUUUGCCUCAACACAGAUUUCGGUCAUCAGUGCAUCUGCCAAGAUGGCUUUAAAGAGGAAAAUGAAAUGUGCAUCGAGAUAGAUGAGUGUGAAAAGGCAGGAGGAGGAGACGGACAUCACUGUAAUGAUGGUACCUCAUGUGCCAACACUAUUGGAUCCUAUGUGUGCCAGUGUUUAGCUGGGUACCAAAGGGAAGAUGCCUAUAGCUGCUCAGAAAUUAAUGAGUGUGAGAUUGACGGUACAUGUGGCAGAAACAGCAUCUGCAGCAACACAGUUGGCAGUUUCAUGUGCGAGUGUGAGGAUGGCUAUGAGGGAGACGGUAUCAUCUGCUUACCCAUAUGUUCACCACCGUGUAUGAAUGGUGGAAUGUGUAGUGCACCUGAUACGUGCGUCUGUCCUGAAGGCUUUAAAGGUGAUCAAUGUGAGACAGAUAUUGAUGAAUGUAAAGGUAAUCAUGGCUGCAGGAAAAGUAGAUCUUUUUGUGUCAACUUACCUGGAAGCUACUACUGUCAUUGCAAACAAGGCUAUGCAAGUUCAACGCCUGAUAACAACAAGGGGGCUGGAUGUGUAGACGUUGAUGAAUGUGACACCAGCAAUGGUAUGCAUUCCUGCCCGACUGGCACCACCUGUAAGAAUGAACGAGGCAGCUACUCAUGUCAGUGCAAUGAGGAUUCGUGCAGUCGCAACUGCAUGUACGGAGGACAACAGUUCAAAGAUCAAGCCAGCUGGCAGCUGGAUGCUUGUCACUCCUGUAUUUGUGAUAAUGGUGUGACAACUUGUUCCAAGAUCUUAUGUGAUUGUACUAGCAGCCCUGUUGAUACUAACUGCUGUCCAGAGUGCGCCGACAAGGGCAAAUGCCUACACCAGGAGCUUGGUAUAAUCUACGAGCAUGAUGAUACUUGGCAGUAUGCUUGCCAGAAAUGCAAAUGUCAGAACAGCACAAUAACUUGCGUUGCCAAACCCUGUCCUCGUCUCAGUUGCGAAAAUACUUACACGCCAUAUGGUGAUUGUUGCCCUCGAUGUCAGGAACACCAUGAAUGUUCGACUUUGAGUAGCAAGACCACAGGCACGGCUAGCUGCCAACAAGGUGUGGCGACAUUUGAGCACAAAGAACGCUGGUUUAUGGAUAACGAUCGAUGCUCUGAAUGUACUUGUCUCGAUGGCAAUGUGUGUUGUAUGUACAGCAGUGCGUGUACCCCAUAAACAAUCAUGAAAUUUACCGGGCUUAUCCAAAAAGCUAAACAGACAUGGACUCACUGUUUGCAUCUGACAGUCAAGGGCUGGCUUACCAGGGCUAGCAAUUCAGGAAGUUAUUGUUUUGGGUCCACCCACAUGGUUAUUAUUAUUUAUACAUCACUGAGAAUCAUACAUCUCAAACUAUGGUGAAGAGAAAAUAAAUUUUCACUGAUGAAAUACAUUACAUGGUAUUAUAAAAUUUCAGUAUAUUGAGUAUUUCAUCUGUCUACUUUUUGUAAAUUAAUCAGUUUUAGUACUGCGUAUCUAAGGAAAUGUUUGUUCUCCAUUAAAUAUUUAAAAUGUUGUAGUUUAUAAAGAUAUGUGGAAUUUCUGUGGUCUUUCCCUUUAGAUUGCAAACACCUAAAGCAAAGUUGAGACUCAAGCCCAGCCAAACUACUGAUAAGUCAAGCAAGGUUUCGAUUUGUUAGGAUGAUGUAGCAUUUAAGCAUUCAAAUUAUUAAUCCUUGUUUUUGUUAAAUUAAUAUAAAGCUAAUUAUUGGUCUGUAAGAUUCAAUUUCUAGAAUGUUUUGGGGUUUUCUUAAUUUUUUUUCUAGAUGACCAGGCCCAAUUUCAACACAAGGUUGAAAUUCUUCAGUGCACGGUAUAUACACUGCACUAAAUUAUUAACAAUUUUCAAUUUUAGUUAUUAACUCCUUCAUAAUUUUUCUGUUUGGAGUAACUGAACACCAUACUGUUUGGAUCUGUAUUUUGCUUAGAUCCCGCCCUUGCAUAUGUACAGACAAAUGUAUAUUGAUAAAAGGAAACCAGUUAAAGAAUUUUAGUCCUUAUGUGUGUAUAGAUAUGCAAUGUUCAUUUUGUAAGAUGUUUGUGCCAAAUAUAAAGAUAUAAUAAUGUAGUUUUGAUCAUUCUCUGAAAUUUUUUUGUGGAAAUGUUUCUACAAAGUUUAGAACUCUAGGGAAUAUAAUACUAUAGUGUGUGUGUGUUAACAGAAGGGGUGGCAAGUUAGCGAUUGCACUCUCUGAUGUUUUUUUGCAACAAUAUCAAUCACUUCAUUUCUCUAUCUUGGAUCAUAGAUUCAGACACACAAUACUAAAUAUAGCUCAUUUGUAUAAGUAAUUAAAAUAUCAAAUAAAUAUCUUGUGUGAAAAA
Messenger RNA from Anneissia japonica, 4009 nucleotides. Its product is annotated as protein kinase C-binding protein NELL2-like. The coding region runs from base 443 to 2866 and encodes 807 amino acids. The transcript is spliced from 20 exons. The record is from RefSeq and is a predicted model, not a curated record. Lineage: Eukaryota; Metazoa; Echinodermata; Crinoidea; Comatulida; Comatulidae. Gene Ontology annotation, molecular function: protein binding; calcium ion binding.